Molecule: messenger RNA, 3533 nt
Organism: Colletotrichum acutatum
Lineage: Eukaryota; Fungi; Ascomycota; Sordariomycetes; Glomerellales; Glomerellaceae
Product: P-loop containing nucleoside triphosphate hydrolase protein
Exons: 15
Coding region: 40-3366 (1108 amino acids)
Biological process (GO): transmembrane transport
Cellular component (GO): membrane
Molecular function (GO): ATP hydrolysis activity; ATP binding; ABC-type transporter activity
Source: RefSeq, a predicted model, not a curated record
AUUGCGACAGGCUUUUAUCAGCACCUUUCCUUUCGACUCAUGGCUAUGGUCAGGGGCGGCCUCAUUUCCCUGAUCUAUGACAAGAUUGUCCAAUCGCCGUCGACGCAAGUCGGUGAUUCUGCUGCGAUGACCUUGAUUAGUACAGACGUCGAACGAAUCUGCGAGACAUGGCAUCUUGCGGUCGCCGAAAGUUGGGCGAGUGCCAUUCAGCUUGCUUUUGCUGUGUGGUUCUUACAGAUGCAAAUCGGUCUCGUGUGUGUCACUUCAGUCAUCGUCGCGUUGGUGGCGACCGCCAUGUCAGUCAGAGCGGCUGGGUUUGUGACUGCCCGCCAGAAGGUCUGGCUCGAAGCGAUUCAAGCCAGGAUUAACUUUACCGCACAUAUCCUAGGCUCGAUGAGAAGUGUCAAGAUGUUGGGGCUUAGCAACAAAUUUGAAUCUCUCAUACAGGGUAUGCGUGUUACUGAGCUGGACCUCUCCAAGAGGUUCAGGCGCUUGUCCAGCUUCAAUGUCUGCCUUGUAAACUUACCCUCGCUGUUCUCUCAGUUCUUCACAUUCGCGAUCUUUGCAAUCGCCGCCAAAGUUCAGGGUAACAGCUUUGUGACGGUGACGCAGGCAGUCACAGCCCUGUCCAUUCUCUCCGUCCUCAUGGAGCCUCUAGGCAAGAUGUUAGUGGUGAUUCCUCAGGCAUAUGCUGCCUUGGGUUGCUUUCAAAGAAUCCAGGACUUUCUUGCUAGCGAGUCCUGGGACGACAAACGACUGUCUGAGUGCCCGCUAGAAACAACGAAUCUGGAGAGCCACGAUGAGCCGGAUAUGAUUCAGGCGCCUCCGGGCAACAACCAUGUGGAAAUGAUUCAACGCUCCAGCCAUGUAAUCAAAGACAUGUCACUGCGCAUUGGCCAAAAUCAUCAUCUCACAGUCAUUGUGGGACCAGUCGGCUGUGGCAAGUCUACAAUUCUAAAGGCCAUUCUCGGUGAAGUCACCAUAUUCAACGGCUCUGUCUGGGUCAGUAGCAAGGAGCUAGCCUAUUGCGAUCAAAGCCCGUGGGUUUCGAACGGCUCCGUCCGAGAAAACAUUGUCUCGGGAACUGACUUCGACGCUGUUUGGUACAAUACUGUCAUUCACGCUUGCGCUUUACAAGUGGAUCUGGUGCAGUUAUCGGACGGUGACGCGACGAAUGUCGGGAGCAAAGGGGUUUCGCUCAGCGGUGGGCAGAAGCAACGCCUGAUGUUAGCUCGGGCACUUUAUGCGCGCAAGCCUAUCGCUGUCCUUGAUGAUGUACUGAGUGGCCUGGAUGCCGCCACCCACGACAUCGUCACCACGCGUGUCUUCGGAGCUGAUGGUCUGAUCCGGAAGCUGGGUAUAGCAGCCAUUUUGGCCACGCAUUCUGUGAGUCUAUGCGCCAUCGCGGACCAAACUAUCUUACUUGACGACCAAGGACAAAUCAUUCAGCAGAGCUCAUCUGAGAAUAUGGCUUCUCUUGCGCCACAGCUAGCCGGAGACGAUGGCCUUUCGGCGAGCUCAGAAAAUAGCCCACCUCCCAAAAUUUCAGCUGGUGAAACUCAGGGCUCAAGUACGAGACGAGAUGACAACCGACAGGUGGGAGACUUGUCCAUCUAUCUAUACUACUUCUCGUCUUUGGGAUGGCUUAGCUUCGCCUUGUUCGGUAUCUUCGUAGCUUCAAACGUGGCAUUCAGCACCUUGCAAUAUGCAUGGAUCACACUGUGGGCCCGAAACAGCGACGGAUCGCAAGCAUCACGGCUUGGUUACUGGCUUGGGUUAUAUGCCCUUUUUGGUGUUUUUACUGCGGCUGGUCUUAUUUCUGCGGUCUACUACAUGUACGUGGUGAUCGUACCUAAGUCUGCACAUUCUCUCCACUUGACCGUCCUUCGGGCAGUUAUACGAGCUCCAAUGUCUUUUCUCGCCAAGACCGACACUGGGGUGUUGGUUAACAGAUUUAGUCAAGACAUGCAAUUGGUUGACAUGACCUUACCCGGGGCACUCGUGAAUGCGAACUUUCAGCUUGCUGCGUGUUUCGCAGUUGCAGCGUUGGCCAUUGUCGCUGUUUCCUACUUCGCAGCUGUACUGCCCUUCGUCGCCUGCGCUCUUUUCUUCCUCCAGCGCUUUUAUCUAAGGACAUCCCGGCAGCUUCGACUACUAGACCUGGAAGCGAAAGCACCUCUCUAUUCUCACGUUCUGGAGUCUCUCCAGGGCAUCGCCACUAUCCGAGCAUAUGGCUGGACGAGCAACCACGUCGCCAAGAAUCUCGCCCUCCUUGACAGGGCCCAGAAGCCUUAUUACUUGCUCCUCUGCAUUCAGCGAUGGCUGACUCUUGUAUUGGGACUGACGGUAGCUGGGCUCGCGAUACUGCUCACCACCCUAGGCGUCACGCUCCGCAGCAGACUGGACGCCGGAUUCCUCGGCGUUGCCCUUGUCAGCAUGAUGAAUCUUGGCCAAUCCUUGGCUGCCCUUAUCACCUUUUGGACCUUGCUUGAGACGUCCUUGGGUGCCAUUUCGCGCGUCAAGACUUUCUCCGAGGAUACUCCGACCGAGAAACCUCGCGAGAUUGCGGAUACAAGAGUUCUCGCUGGCUGGCCCUCUCAGGGAUCGGUGGUCAUUGAGAAUUGGUCGGCUCACUAUAAUGGUCACCCCGUACUUCGCAACAUCGAUAUCUCGAUCCAGGCCGGGGAGAAAGUUGCCAUAUGCGGCAGGACAGGAAGUGGCAAAACCUCACUUCUUUUAUCCCUGCUCGGCAUGGUCGAGGAGUCUACCGGGAAGAUUGUUUUAGACGAUGUCGAUCUUGCAUUAGUACAUAAAGAUGUCACCCGCCAGAAGCUCACAUGUCUCACACAAGACCCUUUCUUGUUCGGCGGGAGUGUUAGGCUGAAUGCAGAUCCGCAUGGCGAGGCUACAGAUACUGUCAUCAUCUCUGCCCUGCAGAAGGUUGGGCUAUGGGAUAUCUUCCGAUCAAAGGAGAGCACAGAGAUCUCUCACCCUCUAGAAUUCUCGAUACUUGAUAUGAAGAUGGAAGAGGACUUCUUGUCCCAAGGGCAAAGAAAGCUUUUCUGCCUCGGCCGUGCGCUUUUGCGCAAGAGCCCGGUCCUGGUUUUAGAUGAGCCGAGCAGCGGUGUUGACGCCAGCACCGAAUCUUACAUAGGAGCCAUUGUCGAGUCGGAGUUUGCGACUAGCACUGUCAUCAUGGCAACCCACAGUCUCGCUGGUGUUCGUAGAUUUGAUAAGGUUGUUGUUCUAGAUGGGGGCGUGUUACUUGAGUAUGGUGAGCCGAAUGAGCUAUUGGCGAGGGUUGAUGGGGCAUUUGCGAAGCUCUAUGCUGUGCAACGUGGAAGACCCGAUACUUCUUCUGCGUAAGCAGGGGUGAUAACAAUACCUACAGCAAAGGGCAAGUUUCACUGUUAGUUUCGAACUUACUUGAUAUAAGUUUUCCAGUGGAAUAACCCCAUAAAAAGUACUGCACCUACAUAAUAGCCAACAAUCAAUCCUGCUUUGUAGUGUGCCAUUUGUAAACCAGAAGACAC